UUAUAGUGCUAUUAUAUUCACCUAACCUUGGACUUGUUUUGACAGCAUGUCAGACAUCUAAUUAUAACUACAAAAAAAUUAACUCUCCUUGAUUCCUUACCAAAACUGAGAUCUAUGGGAACAUUUUAAUCCAAUCGUUUGUUCACAAGUUUAGGAAUUGUAAGAUGGCUUUUAGAGAGAUAUUCAAGCGGUUGUGUAGCUUACGAUUUGGGGUGAGUCGUUAGAGACAAUUCCGAAUUCCGAGAAAUGCAAUGAAGCAUGACCUAUUUUCUUGGUAUAUGAACAAAAAUAGAGACAGUUACGUAAGUUCACUCUUGCGUUGUUUCGGUGUUUUGUUUUUUUUUCAAAAUUUAUGCUUACCACCGUUGCAAAUGAUUUUUGGCGGCCAUUUCGCAACUGAUCACUUACUGGCUACCUCGCGGCGUCAGUCAUGGAAACUAAACCCUUGAUUUCCAACCUUCAAAAUCUUCGCACGGAAGUAACUUGUCCAAAGUGCAAAGCUCUAUAUGCUGAGCCAAAAAGGCUGCCAUGUGAUCACAGCUUUUGCACGCGUUGUUUAGAAGAUACUCUACAAUCAAGUGACCGCCAUGAUACCUUUACAUGUCCCGAUCCUGAGUGCAAGACAGAAAUUAGAGUUCCAAGCUGUGGAGAUCUUAAGGAGCUUCCCACUAACUUCCACCUUUUAAACCUGAUAGAUGUCUUGGCCAUUAAAGAACACGAUAGUGUAGGAGUGAAAUGUGGAAACUGCGACAAAACAAGAAACCAGAGUUUGUACUGCUUCCAAUGCUGCUCAUUCUGGUGUAACGAGUGUAUCACUGGGCAUAAUAUCAUACGGGCUAACAAAGAACACCGUGUGUUGGCUCUCCAAGACUUUCAGGAUCACGACAUCGAGGAUGUUAAAAAGAGGCCUGCAUUUUGUCAAAUAGAGAAUCACAAGGCCGAAAAGUUAAAGUUCUUUUGCAAGAAAUGUGACGUUGCCAUUUGCCAAACGUGUAUAGGGGCAUUACAUGACGGCCAUCCCAAGGUACCUUUAGAGGAGACUGCAAACGGACUAAAGUCGAAGUUCGAGUCUGCAAUUAAAUUCCACCAUAAAAGCAUAAAGAAGAAUAUGUCUGACAUAGCAAUAAUCAAAAAGGAUUGUGGAAAGAUUCAAGAUCACUCCAAAGAAUUAAAGAGAAGAGCGGAGCGGUACGUCGAAGGCAUAAUCGCUGUUCUUGAAGAGAAGAAGCAGAAAAUAGUUGUUGACGUUGAUAAAAAAGUGGCAUUGUCAACUCAGCGUCUUGAGCAGGAAAAAGAUGAGAUUGAAUGCCAAGUAAAUACAAAACGUUUAGCACUUGACAAAACUGAGAAUCGUUUAAAACAAUACCCAGACGCAGAUAUAUUGCAACAAGAAACUUUUUUUGAAAAAUUGCUGCAACUUGAAGAAAAAUUUUGCCAUGACAACUCAGUUGCUACUAAUAAUGAACGAUUUUGCGAGAUAAAUUUCAGGGGAAAUCAAAACCUAUUCGAUAUUGUGAAAGCUGAACAAAUCGGUUCCCUUGAACAUGAAAGAACAGCAUCAGUCCCCAGCUCUGUUAAAAGUCAAAAUGCACUCAGAACAAGUAAUGUCGAAGACUGGCAAUCACAACAGCAACGCGAUAAAGAGCAGGAUGAUUCCUUCAUUUGCCAUGGUAAUGAUGGUGCGACGAAGGUUCCCGCGGCUCAAGAUGACAAUGAUCCUCGCUACAAAAUCAGCGAAUUAACCCCUGCUCACGUAAGGCCCAGCCAGUUUGAACUAGACUUUUGUUUUGGAGAAAAAGGUGCUUCGGACAGAAUGUUUAACUACCCCUGGGGUGUAGCAGUUAACAAACGUGACGAAUUAGCAGUUACAUAUCAUGGAGGCCGAGAUCAUGAGGUCGGGCGGGUUCAUGUAUUCACCAGCGAUGGCACACACUUACGAUCCUUUGGCGCGAAGGGUGUCAAACACGGAGAAUUUAACUGUCCCAGGGGCAUAAUUUUUGACAAGAAUGGAAAUAUCAUGGUCGUGGACAAUGGUAACCAUCGUGUUCAGUUGUUUAGUGAGCAGGAAAAUUCCAGGCUGAGAUAGCUCUUAAUUGCAACCAGCUGCAAGUGCUUGGGUGACGACACUUAACCCGCACAAGAAAACCAUUGCUUAUUUUUCUUAUCACUAAAAGAAAACAAAGUCACCACCAAAGCUUAUUACCAGGUGAACUAUUAAUUUUAUGGGGUUGUUAGAGUGGUUCUCAUAAACCUGUGAAAUAUAUUUUGUACUAUUACCCUCCAGUUUGUUCGUUUCCAUCUGGAGUUACAAGGCUUGUGUAAAUAUAAGGCACUAAACUAUCAAGGGAAGGUACUUCAAGAAGAAAUAAAUGUAUCUUGAGGCUGCCCUCUACCAUACAUGUACAAAUCGCUAGCGUGAGAAUCAAAUGUUUUGAACCCCAAACUACUAUUACAAUAGAUUGCAACAGCAAUACACCUUUAAUGUUGUUAAUAUGAAAUUGGUGUAGCAUUUGCCUAAGUUUUUAUGAAUUUAUUGGUUUAUCCUUCAACUGUUUCGUCUUGGUAUACCAGAUCGUUCCUCACAUAUGUAUAGACUGUAAACAGAGAGCUGAAAACAGUAUUUGUUAUGUAGUGUGAAGACCCUUUUCUGGGGAGGGGUGGGGGCGAGGUAGUGCCUCAAAGGCUCUGGUUGAAGAGGUGCAGUACUGAUAUCCCUCUAUAGCACUUUCUUGGUGAACAGCACCGGAGUAGCUCUCACUGUAAUCCAGUUGAUAAUCGGUAUCAAACACAUUUAAUGCUCAUAUAUUUUGAAUACGUAUGAUGCACGAUCCUUCGCAGUAGA
Molecule: messenger RNA, 2842 nt
Organism: Stylophora pistillata
Lineage: Eukaryota; Metazoa; Cnidaria; Anthozoa; Scleractinia; Pocilloporidae
Biological process (GO): proteasome-mediated ubiquitin-dependent protein catabolic process; protein polyubiquitination
Molecular function (GO): protein binding; zinc ion binding; ubiquitin protein ligase activity
Source: RefSeq, a predicted model, not a curated record